AUGUCGAAGCUUCCCAGUGAUUGUUUAUCAGAAAUAUUUUCUUAUCUAGAGAAUGAUAUGAGCACUUUACAUAGUUGUAUAUUAGUUAAUAGAUUAUGGUGUGAGAUAGCAAUAAAAUAUUUAUGGAAACAACCAUUUGAUCUAACCGUUAAAACAUCAAUGAAUUCAAUAUCAAAAUUUCCUAAUAUUUCGUUUAAAAGUUCAUUAAAGUAUUUAAACUUUCGUAAUUUAAUGAUUGUGAUUGCAAUAUGGGCGAAUUGCACUGAAAAAAAUCCAUCAUUGGUUGAUCAAGAGUUAAUUGAUAAUGUGGGCAGAUUAGUUAUAUUACAAAUAAAAAAAUUGGAUUCAAUCUCAAUGUUUACAACCAACAACAACACCAAAUCAUUUUUUUGGAAUCUCUACGAUAAUCUACAUGUUUGCUAUCCGGAAAUUAGCAAUAGAUGUUUUUCAUACAUCAACAGGUUUGAAUGGACAGCUGGAAAUCAAGGAACAAAAUUCUUGGCAAAUCUUUGCAAUACUUCACAUAAUAUAAAAGUGAUCAAGAUUGAUUGGGAUGAUAAAUGGUUUGCUAGGGAUGAUGAAAAUUUAGAUAAAAAAAAUGAUGAUUUGCUGGUGAAUCUGAUUAAAAAUCAACAUGCAUUGGAAGAAUUUCAUUUUUUCUUUAAUAUACAAAAAAACAUUCCAAAAAUAAUUGAAGGGCUUCACCACCAAUCAAGCCAUUUAAGAAGGGUGGUUCUAAAAAGAAACAGGAUUUAUGAUAAAGCAUAUAUGACAAAAAUUUUAAAUUUGGAGGGAUUGGAGGAUUUGACUAUUAAAUAUUGCUGGCUUGAAUCAGGAGAAAAUUAUUACAAAUCAUCAAUGCUGAAAGAAUUUAUUUAUGAUGAGAAUUAUUUUAGAGUGGACUUUGAAAGUAUUGCAUUGUAUAUUUCAACACAUUUUAAAAACUUGGUUUAUUUGGAUUUAUAUAUUUACAUUAGAGUUUCUUCAUUAUCAGAAAUAUUAUUAUCAUGUAAAAAGCUUGAAAAAAUCAUUAUCAAAGAUAGGAAUUGGUCACAACACUGGCAUGAUGAAAAUAAUCAGAACCUAGAUAAAUUGAUGCAAGAAAUGGUUUUAACAAAUUUGAAACAUUUAGAACUGAAGGGAGUUUUCCAUUUUACAGCAACAUCGUUAGAUAUUUUUUUGAGAAAAUCAAAUCCACCACUUGAAGUGAUGGAAAUAAUUGGUUCCUAUUGUUUUGGAAAUGAUCAUAUUGAGGUUUUGUUAGAAUUGCUAAAUGUAAAGCUGCAUAAACUUCAUAUAACAACGACGAUAUGUCCAAAAAGGAAUAUAAAAUCGAGAGCAAAUAAAAUCAUUAGAGACUUUAAAUAUGUAUAUAUCAAACCAAAGAAAACCGACACAAGACUUCUUUACAUCAACCAACAAUAUCCUAAUACUAGAUCUAGAAAAAAACUUGAAGUUGGUUUGAUAAAUUGA
Entrophospora sp. SA101 is the source of this 1473-nucleotide messenger RNA. NCBI's taxonomy places the organism in Eukaryota, Fungi, Glomeromycota, Glomeromycetes, Entrophosporales, Entrophosporaceae. The record is from the annotation of a GenBank genome assembly.